Molecule: messenger RNA, 671 nt
Organism: Staurois parvus
Lineage: Eukaryota; Metazoa; Chordata; Amphibia; Anura; Ranidae
Source: the annotation of a GenBank genome assembly
UGCACUGUGUCCCUCAGACACAGCGGAUCACCGAUCACGGAAAGAGCCGGAGAUGUCGGCUCAGUCAUGUGAUCAGCUGUGUCCAAUCACAGCUGAUCACAUCAGCGCCACCUGUCAGUGUCCAUCAGUGCCUUGUGUCAGUGCUCAUCAGUGCCUCGUGCCAGUGCCCAUCAGUGCCACAUCAAUGCCACAUAUCAGUGCCUACCAGUGCACAUCAAUGCCACAUAUCAGUGCCCACCUGAGCUGCCUUUCAGUGUCACCCAUCAGUGCCAGUCAGUGCCACCUAUCAAUGCCAAUCAGUGCCACAUAUCAGUGCCGCCUAUCAGUGCCAGUCAGUGCCGCCUAUCAGUGCCAGUCAGUGCCACCUAUUAGUGCCUGUCAGUGCUGCCAGUCAGUGCCGCCAGUCAGAGCCGCCUAUCAGUGCCAGUCAGUGCCACCUAUCAGUGCCAUGUAUCAGCGCUGCCUUUCAGUGCCCAUCAGUGAUGCCUGUCAAUGCCCAUCAGUGCCACCUAACAGUGCCUCCUCAUCAGUGCCCAUCAGUGCCACCUAUCAGUGUCCAUCAGUGCAGCCUAUUAGUGCCCAUCACUGUAGCCUCAGUAGUGCAUAUCAGUGAAGCAGAAAAAUCACUUUACAAAAACUUUACAUUUACAAAAUUGUAUAACAAAAACUAA